This is a messenger RNA of Pseudozyma hubeiensis SY62, 1539 nucleotides long. RefSeq names its product aldehyde dehydrogenase. Gene Ontology annotation, molecular function: succinate-semialdehyde dehydrogenase (NAD+) activity. The record is from RefSeq and is a predicted model, not a curated record. The coding region runs from base 1 to 1539 and encodes 512 amino acids. The transcript has a single exon. Lineage: Eukaryota; Fungi; Basidiomycota; Ustilaginomycetes; Ustilaginales; Ustilaginaceae.
AUGGCUGCUACCAACGGCGACUCUGCCACCACCAACUUUAUCAACCACUCAACCCUCCCUUGCAUCGUCGACAAUGCUCCCUUCACUCCAUCCCACACCUACUCGGUCUACCGCACCGAUCAACCCUCCACUUCCAGCCGCGACGUCACCCACAAAGUUCACAGCAUCAUCGCCUCCGAUGUCGAGCACGUAGUCGCUUCCUCUCAAGCCGCCCUUCCCGGAUGGCGCCAAACACCCGCCGCGCGUCGCCGCGAGAUCCUUCUCAAGGCAUGCUCGCUCCUUCUCGAGCGUGUUCCCGAGUAUGCAGCCAACACUAUGGAGGAGACCGUGCUCUCGCGUGGUAUGGCUGGCUUUGAGCUCGCCGUGCUUGCUUCGGGUCAUCUCCAGUCUGCCGCUGAGAGCGUCACCCACGCCCUCAAGAGCGAGAUCUUGCCACCCGGCGACGACGGUGCCAUGAAGAUCGUCAAGCGUGAACCCUAUGGAGUGGUGCUCGGCAUCGCACCUUGGAACGCUCCCUUCAUCCUUGGUCUGCGAUCCAUUCUCUACCCCAUCGCUGCUGGUAACACUGCCAUCCUCAAGACAUCCGAGUUUGCUCCUCGCGUUCACCUUAGCGUUGCUCAGAUCCUCAUCGACGCCGGCCUUCCCAAGGGCGUCCUCAACGUCGUCCACGUCGACCCGGCCCAUGCACCCGAAGUCACCGAAGCACUCAUCGCCCACCCGCGCGUCCGCAAGGUCAACUUCACCGGCUCCACCCGCGUCGGUCGCAUCAUCGCCUCCACCGCCGCCAAGCACCUCAAACCCGUCGUCCUCGAACUCGGCGGCAAAGCCCCGCUCAUCGUCCUCGAGGACGCCGACCUCGACCUCGCCGCCAACGGCAUCCUCUUCGGUGGCUACCUCAACAGCAACCAGAUCUGCAUGGCCGUCAACAACAUCCUCGUCCACAAAUCCGUCGCUUCCAAGCUCGAAUCUACGCUUCAGAGCCUGUUUAACGCGCAUCGCGAGACUUUCACCGCAAAGCUCUCCCAAGGCAUGGAGGACAAGCACGCACUUCGAUCGCUCUUCACGGCUGCCUCUGCCGACCGACUUAAGGUGCUCUACGAGGAUGCCGUCUCCAAAGGUGCUCAAGUCGUGGUCGGAGAGGCAGGCUUCGACGGCGCCCUCGUCCAACCCAUCGUCCUCUCCCCCGUCAAACCCGACAUGAAGAUCUACACCGAAGAAACCUUCGGUCCCGUCCUCUCCCUCAUCACCUUCGACUCGAUCGACCAAGCCGUCGAAAUCGCAAACACUCCCGAGUACGGUCUAGCUGCCAGCGUCUACACCAAGAACCACACGCUCGGUCUCCACGUCGCAGACAGGAUCGAUGCAGGGCAGGUGCACAUCAACGCUCAACCCGUUCACGACGACCCCGUCAUGCCCCACGGCGGCUGGAAGAGCAGCGGCUACGGCAGGUUCAACGGCGUCGAAGGCGUACGGGAGUUUACACAGACCAAAGGUAUUACGGUGCAGGAAGGUCAUGCUAUGCCUUUCAGCUACGUCUAA